AUGCUCUUAGCUUACAGAGGAUGGAUGUGUAAGUUAAAGCCUUCUUUGCAGUAUUUUCAGUUAAUUUACUUUUAACACUGAAAAGGUUGAAUGUAGCCUCACCACAGACUAAAUUAAACUUGUGGUUGAGUAUGUCUGCAAAACAGCCCCAAAAUCCGAUCCUCGUUGUGGGUUCCCACCUGUUUACCUGGAUUUAAGUACACGUGUGCUAUGAUUUGCCUGUUAAAAAUGCAUUUGUUAAUUUUCCAAUCAAAUUGAGGAGAAAUUUGAAAUGCAUUUCUGGUAACUCAUUGAGUCCACAGGGAACCCAGAACAAGGAUAUUGGUGCUGCUAAACACAUUUUACUAAAAUAUAACCAGUUUUAAAUUUUGUCUAGGACACAGGCUAGUUUGAAUUAUUUGUCUUUUAUCUCUUUCUAUUAUCUCUUUCAACCCCACGCUCCCAAUAGUGGCUAACGUACAGGUAAGAAGUUCUCCCACCCCCCCAAAGAAAAAAAAGAUUCCUAUUUCGUUUUGUAAGUUACUAUCAGGAACAGUAUAUAUAAUGCUAGUCGCAAUUUCUCUUCAGGAAGAUAAUGGUAGACAAUGUAACCAUUUCAGAAUCUACUGGGUUUUUUUUGGUCCUUUUCACUUUCCCUUAAGUUUGUGGGAAAUUCACAGAAACAACAUGUAUACUUUACCUGUUUCAUUUAAGUAAGGGAUAAGCAAAAUUUUGCAGAUUAGGUUACUUUGUUGUGGUGUGGUGUGUUUUUAUGUUGCGAUGAACUUUUCCAGAGGGGUUAGAGGGUCUUCAUGGCACUUGUGGAAUUUAAGGAGGGGUUGGAGGUCAUCAGUUCCGUAAAAAAAUGAAACAUCAAGGGAGGGGGAGGGGGUCCAAAGUGAAAUUCCCUUCUUGGUGGGGAUCUGGAUAUAUUUCUUAAACCACACAGUAGAGCACAAUCUUCCAAUUUAUUCAGUUCCAUGCUUGAUUAAUAAGGGUUUACCCUUGGCUAUGAUUUAAAGAAAUAUCUAGAUUUAUUUCAUCAGAGUUUGUGCUUAUUCAAUGUCAAUUCAGUUUCAAUGAUUGUUGAAUCUUAUUCAAUCUCAAGUUGAAAGUAAUUUAUGUGUAUAAGGACUAUCAUUUAGAGCCAGGGACCCUGGAUUUCCCCCCAGCUCAGGCGGUGUGCGCACUACGACUGCGAUGCAUUGUGGAUUCAAAAUUUUCAAGAUGGCGGCGAAUGUCGAGAAAUUUCGCAGGUUAUAUGCUUUAUUUUUCAAUAGAUACAGUUCUUUCCUUAGAUAGUUUUUCUCGAUUUCACAAGCUAAUAUUUGUUUAGAUUUUUUCUGUGAAGAACAACAAAUCAAUAUUCUUCAUUUCAAUCUAAAACGUGGAGCCCGAAGAUUCCUCCUGUAAGAGCAUGAAAUUUGAACCCGGUUUUUAAGAGGCUAUAAUUUCCAUUAUAUUGCCCGUCGAAAGUAGAAGAUAGUUGUAAGUGUUUCUACAAACCUUGUUCUACGCUAAUUUUUUAUCGCUCCCCGACGCGCCCCACGUUUUGUGAUACUUUUUCCGAAUUGAAACCGGCAUGUUUUCAUGGGAAAAUGUAGCCUCGCGAAGACCAAUGUGACAUGUUAGAGGUCCUGCCAGGGUAAAUUCCGACAAGCGACAUGAGCCAAAAAGUAGCGACAGAGCCUAAAACGAAAUGGCGACAAGCGACAACCUCCCUCGGCCAAAUUGCGACAGUGACGGCAAAGCCGAGAAUAUGCGACAAAAAACGGUGGUUUGGCUAAUUUAUCACCAGUCUGAGUGCCAAGAAGAAGUAAUUUUCGUCAAUUUUCCUUGCGCUUCAGAGGUUGUCUCUCGUCAGGGAGUUUCAGUAGACCCUCCUGAGCGCGUCGCGUUGGCCCGUCGCGUAGUCUUCAUUUACGCAACCCCGCACAACUCCUGGGAGACCUUGGGACUAGGUUGUCCGUCAAAUAGCUUAAUUUACGCACGCUUUACAUCUCUUGUAAUCACUACUUUCAUAAAGACCAUGACGCACCUUGUUUUCCCCCUCAGAAUUUUGUAUAACCAAUGUUUCCAAAUUCUCCAGGGUAUUACAGUCGUCCCAAGAGAAAUCGAAAACAAUGGUUAUGCAAAGUUUUGGGGGUAAACAAGGUGAGUUAUGGUCUAUGUGAAAAUGGUGAAUACUUUGCUUGUUUCUGAACUUCUCAUAUCCUUGUCGACCUCUGUCGGACGGUGACGACGGUGGAGAGACCAGGGACCAGCUAACUUGAGCACCGCACAGCGUAGACCACCGUUAACCGGCCUUCACGUACGAUUUAUCAGGUCAGUUAGUCUUAAAAUGUUGAACGUGGAUCACUUAGGGUGUGCUGACAGUGUUCCUUUAAGCUAAUCCAAAAACGGAUUUCUGAUCCGAGAUUUGCCGGAUUUCGCGGUCGAAAGGAACGUGAAAUCCGAAAUUGGAUUUGUGACCUUGGUAACCUUUCGCAAACGCUUGCAAUAUGCAUGACAGCCUCUCAAGAAAUGACAUGUUUUCUACUGUUUGACAAAUUAUGCGAUUAUACCGUGAAGAAUUUUGUGGUCGGCAGUUCGAAUAACGACGAUGGAACAUAAACAGAUCAAGAAAGUAGCGUGUUAAAGUUGAAAAUUAUCUAAAGGUUGUCGGCUCAGUUUGAUCCAGUUUCGUAGCUCGGUUUUCUAUGUAACACGAUCGAGUGCCUAUCGCGUCCAAGAGCGAGUUUGUAGAAAGAUAGCAGUUAUUUGUCCCUUUUACUUAUUUGUGUUUUUAAGCAAUCUUUAGCGACAAAUGGUCAGCACAUGGACAUUUUACUGUACCACCAUGAACAAUCUUCUAGUGUUUUCAGAUGUUUUACGGCAAAUGGCAGCAAUUAGGAAACUCUACGGGAAUACUUCAACUGGAAGUACAGCUGGAUCAUCUGACUAAUUUCGAAUCCACUGUGAAUGGAACAGCGUAGAUGACUAAUCCGUUAAUCUGGAUUCGGAUUCUUCGGAUUUCAAAUCCAAUGUGACCAGAUCAAAAAUCCGAAUUUGGAUUUGCCGAAAGGAACGUGAAAUCCGUUUUAAGAUCCAAAUCCGUUUCUGGAUUCACCGAAAGGAACACACCCUUAAUUGUGAAUGGCGAUGUAUAGGUGUUCUAUACGCGAAAGGUUAACUGAGAAAUUGCUCAACUGUAAUGGUUUCUUUAAAACCCAUCGCUAUCCCCCUUUUCUAAAAUUCCGACAAAGACAAAGAAUUUUCGUUCAAUUUCCGACAGCGACGUGAAGCAUUAAUAAACACCGACACGAGACGUUUUAAAAUUCAGACGAGCGACAUGGGAGCCCCCCCUGGCAGGGCCUCAUGUUACUGGAAGUGUUACUGUUGUAAUCACAAGCUGAUCACAAAAUAGCGGGGCAGCGGCGACUGGUUCCUCCAAACAGUAGCAUUAGGUGAGCAUAAAAUAGUACUCUGAUGUAGGAAAGUCUGUUUUUGUAAUAGGACUAAAAAAGCAUAAUAAAAUUGCAGUCAUACAUGUGACUCUCUUUAUGCAGGUAUAAAAUCAGUAGGAUUAGAAUUACAGGUAUUAAAUUAAAAGAUAAGUUUGAUUAUACAGUUAAGCCCUGUGCAUUUUGAAACCAGCAAUCUACUUCCAAGAUUGGUGUGUGUUGUUGUGUGGAUGUUAUGACUUUGUCAGUUUCUUGCCUAGUCCCUGUUUUAUUCAGUGGUGAUUAGCCUCCGUAGCAGGCAUUUAAAAGGAAAGGGAGAGGGGUUUGGGGUACAAGAGAAAUGCGAAUAGUGCACGAGGAAGGAGGGAGUGAUUUUCAACAUUCACCUGGUUGAUGUUUCUGAUGCAAAAAACAAUUAGUCUCCUGUAUGGCAGGUAUUUCCCUCCCUCCUUCUCUCACAUUUCUCUUGCACCAAGACCCACUUUCCCUUUUCUUUGAAAUGCCUGCCACACAGGCUAAGUGAUGUCAUUCAAUCUGUUUACCCGUUUACACUGUUUAAUGUAUAUCAAACAAUUUGCAUAUUUUGGUGGCUUUAGUUAAAAUAUAAAUUGCUUGAUCAUUGAAUGUGCUUUUGAUAUUGGAAAACUAAGGCUGAAAAAAUGGUGACAGGGAAAGGACAUAGAAAAAGUGGAACAAUGGGGCAGUAAAAUCAUGAGACUAAGAACCUGAAUUAACUAAGUAAGCCUAAACUGAUUCUUAUAUAAAUAGUAGUUAGCACAAGUUAAGGCUAUUUAGGUUUUUAAAUGGGUUCAUAUUUUCUGAAGUAAAAAUGUAGCUAAGAGUAUUUGUGUUUCACCUUAUUCCUCAUAUAAAGUCUGCAUACCAAAUUAGAAAGUUAUGUGAGAAAUGGACAUAAAAAGAGGAAUGUAUUUAAAUUUAAACAUUGGCAUUUACAUUGCAGUUGGAGUGAUAAGACAGCUUUGUCUCCAAAGAAGAUUCUAAAUGUUUAUUUAUUUCUGCUCAAGUGUACAGAAUUUUUCCAUAGAUUUCAAAAAUAAGAACCUGUUUCAAAUUUUAGGCUAAACAGGUUUUUAUAUAGAGGGGGCUCAUCUGGCAUAAUUUUAUUUUAGCUGAACAGGUUCUUGAAAUUCAGGUUCUAAGUCAGGGGGUUUUACUGUACCACUAGGAUCCACCUCUGCAAUAACUGGUAACCCAAAAGCCCUCUUUACGGACAACCGCUUCAUACAGACACCUGAUCAAGGCUGUGCUCUAGCAGAGCCCUGUGGCCCCUGGCACCUAACUUUUGCUUUUGGGUGACUAGAAAAUCUCAGGCUUUUCAUACAAAUCAUAUGCUGGGCAGCCUAGAUUUUACAGGUUCAGAGAACUAGGCUCCUUUCAAUGUUCCUUAGAGCAAAGCCUUGCUCAUCAUUACAGAUAGCUUCCUUUGUUCCCUGGAAAAAAGCUCUUAAAUUUUCUCUAAAUUAAGAUGGUUAAUUUCUACGGUCCCCUCAGUGUCUGUAUAACAGAGUUGACUGUGAGUAUGAUGAGACCUAUGACACCGUAUUUAAAUUAUAAAAUUGGGGUGAGGAGAAAGGAAAGGGGUCUCAAGCUAUGUUGCCCCAGCCCUGAUUACAGGAGAUUUGUAAACAUGUAUGAAUUUCACAUUUUGAAGAGUUUUUAUAAUCCAAAAAAAUAUGUGAUAACAAGUGUUUGUGCACACUGACACAAUCAUUAAACAAAAUAAUAUUGGCUGCAGUUUUUAAAAUCUAUUGACUGCAUCAGGCUUUGUAAUCACAAAUAUGCCAUUUUCAGUUUCAAUCCAGUUAUAAGACAUUCUAUGACUCAUACCAAUAGAACAAUAUGGCAAAUAAAGAUGCUCAAUAUUAUAUUAUCUAUAAAGAGGACACAAGUUCACUGUACACAAAUACUCUCUACUUUAUUUACUUGUCUUCAUGUGAUGAUAAAUACAGAUGUUAAGCAAAACGAAAUGUAGACUUGGUGCCAACAGAGAAACAAGUCCUCGAAACGAUGACCCCCUCAACUUCGAUUCUCUUAUUACAGCUAGCAAGUGAACAUCUUGCAGUGCUGAAUGACAAAACAAAAUAAGCUCACUGUGUUUAAAUACCGUUGCCGGGUAUUCUGAAGAAGCUCCUUAAGUAUUUUAUGAGUAUAUCACAGCUAUGCACAUCAGUACCUCUUAGCACUAGUUGCACUGAUUUCACGGUGAAUUCAAAAAUUUUCGGCGAACCGCGGGUCUUACCUCCAGUGCUUUUCAUGAUUGAAGCAUUGAACAAAGUGUUUCUGUGCCGACUUUUCUCGGUCAGUUGCAAACAGGAUGCAAGUGAUUACGAACAAAAUACACCAGAAUACACUUAUCAACGGAAUGAGACUGUUCUUUCCCUGAGAAUUAGACAGACUUUCUUUUUCAAGGGCUUCCGGAGGACAUUCAAAGCAAAAUCGUAUAUAUCUACAGCGUAAUUAACGAAUAUUCACUCCGCAGUCGAGAUGUUCACUCCACGCCAUCUUGACACAAAUGAUCAGAUUUUGAAUACCGCCCAUGAUGCUUAGCGAUCGUAGUGCGCACACCGCCUGCCCCGAGCUAGUUUAAACAUGAUCCCAGCUACUUUCACAGGAAAAAAGAGGAAACAUAGAACCAAAAUAAAUCAGUAGCUGUUUGAUUCCCAGCCUACUCCUUGUAUUUAGCCAACAACUUGAAAUCUUAGUGAUAGCCUUGAUUAGUAAGGAUUCUAACUCAAAGUUGAGCAUUAAAAGAACAAUAUGGCCGAUCUCUUAAUGGCCUAGACAUAUCCAUAGGUGACCUGUAUAGUUACCUGUCUAUCACUAAGUACAUGUAUAGGUUGAGCAUGAUUGUGCGGGUGAACGUAGUCCUCAAUAGGACUGUGGUUGUUGACAAUGAAUGACGUUUUGACAACCUGUUUGGUAGUCAUCUUCAGAGUCAAAGUGAGUUGAAUCACAUCAGUUGAGUUGACUGUUGUAAUAUAUUCACCAAAAGCAUUUUUAUUAGUUUUGUGAAGUUUGUCACAGUUAUGAGAAACAACAUCUCUCUUUUUACGCGCAUCUAUUAAACACCCCCACUUGGGCUCCUAAAAUUAAAUAGAUGACCUGAGGUCUAUGAGAUCAUUGUGGUAUUGUCAGAAAUAGUGAAGAACAGCUCCCCAAAAAAACUGUCAGCCGUCGGUGGACUGUUGACCGACAGGGCCAAUUAUCGAGGCAAAACUUGAGUCUGCCAUUUUGUUUAGGUUUUUUGAGAUAAUUGAGAGUACAUAUAGGAUGCACUAACACUGGCUUUAUCAAACUGCAAUGCAUUAUAGGGCGAUUUCAUAGUUAAACUUUAUGAAGAGCAUUAUCAGUCAUUAUUAAAGCGACUAAUUCUAACAGAAUUUACGGUAAGGGUUGAGUGUCAAUAUCAGAACACUUCUUUCUUUUUUUUUCAGUGUCGGUUUUCUGUUGGACAACUGUUGGUAUACAGUUGGCUGACAGUAUACCAACAGUCAGCCGACAGACUUUGACGGAGAGCUCUCCCUUGUAGAAAUUCAGUACAUUUAAAGUGUACUUUAUAUAGGUGAUAAACACUUUAAAAAGUAUACUUCAUUUGUACUUAAAGUAUACUUUAAGUAUACUUACCAGAAGUAUACUUUAAGUACACAACUUUUCGACACCUAAAAAGUAUACUUAAAGUAUAUUUAAAUGAAAGUAUACUUGAAGUAUACUUAAUGGGAAGUAUACUUCAAGUAUACUUAAAAUAUACUUAAAGUAUAUUCAAUGCAAUAUGUUUAUCAACCACUGAGACGCAUCAGACUUGGAUCAAUUAUAUUGUAAAAUCAUUUAUUGAUAUAACAAAAAAAACUACCCUUAACUUAAAGCAAUACAAAUGUACUAAGAAAUUAUAAAAGAAUAUACAGCAAAUCUUGUUUGAAUAGGUUUUCACAACAUAAAAAUAUAAACUUUUUAUUCCUAUCAAAGGAACUCACUGCAUUUGAUUACCAUAAUAUAUUAUUCUUCUUGAUUUUAGUAAAAUUUUCAUUGACAAUGAGAUCAUUUCAAGGAAGGUGCAUGUAUAUUAACAGGUUUCUUUCUGAACUUUCUUUAACUCACUUGUACUUAAUAAUUAUUGCUUAGAACCAUCACACAAUAUUCUUCUUAAUUUUAGUAAAUGUUUAAUAGACAAGAAUGAUUAGAUCUGUCCUCUUUGGCUACAAAGUAAAUUGUGCCAUUACCUUAUGAAAGAAAUAUGUCUACCUAUUACAUACAAAAACUGGAACGAAAAAUGCGAUCUAACGAAAACAAGACUUGGGUUUUAUAUUUUGAAUUGACACUGCACUUUAGGCGAAGUAAACAAGCUUUCACUUCGUAAACCUUAACGCUUAACUCGUGUGUCAUUUGCAAAUGACUCGCAAAGAAGAAUUGAUAUAUAUUGAAACGACUGGAACCCAUACAUUUUUCACCCCAAAACUUACUUGUAUCGUCAAAAUUCAGUCAUGGUGUACUUCUUUUGUUUUCUUUUCAAGUUCCACUCAUAUUGUACUCGAAUUGUGAAGAUAAAUUAAAAGCAAUAUUCCAAGCACCCAUUUUUCACCCCAAAACUUACUUGUAUCGUCAAAAUUCAGUCAUGGUGUACUUCUUUUGUUUUAUUUUCAAGUUCCACUCAUAUUGUACUCGAAUUGUGAAGAUAAAUUAAAAGCAAUAUUCCAAGCAAAAUAUCUUAAAGACACUCUCGGCAAAGCUCAACGAACGUUUAGUCAGGUCUCUUAGGGUCAGGAUCGUUACAGAGUUGACAAAAGCACCAAACUUUGCACAGCGAUAUCUUAUUGCAGUACCAUGAAUAUUAGAGGGGGUGCCCACCGCAACUAUGCCACUGAAGCGUGCUAAACAGGAUUUAAUUAUUGUAAAUUUCAUCUGCUGGGGUCCCUGUGGUGUUUUGAUUGAAAAUUGUUAUUUAGUACCUUAAAUCACUCUGAAUUCUAUUCUCAUGUUGUAAACAACAAUUUUACUCGAACAUCUGGCAUUCCCAUCCAUUUUUGCUUAUUGAUUGUAUAAUUAAGUUGAUUAUUACUGUGCCCUCAAAGCAAGUCCACAGUCCGCCCACAUUUUCAUAAGUCAUUUCUAAGAUGGCCUCGUCUUUGCUUCAUAACUUGCAAGUACUCAGCUUCUGGGGUUCUCUUCCUCUUUUCUAAUGUACUUCAAUUAGAGGAGGCCUUAUUGUGUGGCUUAAGUCUUAUUUAUCAAGUAUUACUUGUCAUACCCUGGGUACCAGAGGUUUUUCUCGCGUACGGCGGGAAUUUUCGGUGUUGGCCGAAGCCGCGCUAGAAAAGUCUCUGGCACCCAGGGUAUACGUGUCAUUACAUGUCACUUUAACAUGAAGAAAGAGUAUGGCAUAGCGAUUCACACACAAAAUUUCAGAAAAAAGAAAUUGUCAAAGAGUCUGUUGUAUCACAUGUUAUCAGGGAUUUAUGACAGCUAUUCAUGAAGAGCAAAUAACGAAAUGACAGAACCCAAAAUAGUUCUUUCCUAGGGAGGUAAUUAAUUUUUCAGCUUAACAUAGGCCUGGAUGCCUUUCAGUCUCUCUUUAUCCAGUUAUCUGCUGGACGCAAGUGCAUGUUUUCACAGCAAGCACCGUGGCACAAGUCAUAUCAUUUACAAUUCCCGCAUUUUGUCUAAGCUUUACAAAGCAAAAACAAACAAAAAAGAAUCUGGUCUCAUAAAUGAAAAAAAGAAACCAGUUAGCCCAAGCUUCAAAAAAGAGCACAGUUUAUCAUGAAGCCUCUAUAUUUGGCACUGACUCAUGUCCAAAAAUAAUAACAGCUUAUCAAGUCGUAAAAGUGAGACUCAAGUGGUACAACAUUGACUCAAAUGAUAAAUGGUGAAUAGUUUAACUGCUGAAACUGUAGAAAGGGGGCCGGGCUAACUUUUAGGGCCUGUUUACAUGGAGGAGGUAGGAAUGGUAACCCACUUAGGUGUGGUAACCCGCCUGUCCAUAUAAUCUCUCAUUUUAAUUUGAUCACGUUUACAUGAUAGGUGGGGUCACCCUUCAAGGUGGGUAUCCCGGUCUGCCACACCAGGUAACCCUCUCAGCUGAGGUCAAAUUUUGCCAUGUCAACGUUUCAAGGUGAGGUAACCCAGGCUAGUCGGGGUCGGAUUCGUGAUACAUCAAAUUCGCGCAAAAUUCACUUUGGCGCCGGAUGGCUUCACAUAAUUAUUAAAGGUAACAAUAGAAAGCCGCAACACUGACGGUUGCAGCAAGAGCAGCAAUUGAGCUUAGACGUGGUUUGCAGAGCAUUUUUCUUGUUUACGUGCUUAGCGACCAUGCAAUAAUCUUGAGAAACUGCACCCCAGGAUGGCGGGGUUGUAAGAUUGCAUGUAAAGGAGGGUUAUUUUUUUACCCCACCUAAGCAGGUUACUUCACCUACCAGGGGUCCCCCACCUUUAUGUUAACAGGCCCUAAGUCUCAGGAACCGUGAAACUGGUAAUAAACGGUAUACCUAGCCCGGGAGCUGUGAUACUACGUGCCAUCUUCAAGAACGUCAGCAUAGCAGCCAAAGAAGCCAUUAUAUCGGUGUAAAACGAAUAUUAGAUUUCGGUUGUUUCAUGCGUCUCGUUUUGUAACUUUUUUUGUGUUCGUUUUUGUCACCAUCUCUAAAUAUUAAUCAUGUUCAAAACACCCCUACUAACAAAAUAUUUCGUAAAGCUCUUUAGAAUGAUAUUCAGCAAUAAAAACAAGGUGUGACCAGGAGCCGAUUUCUAGGCUCCUGGUGUGGCAACAUAGGUAUACGUGAACGCAUAGUUUUGCAGUAUGUAAUCAGUCAGAAAUCUGUUGGAGUGGUUUAAGUUGGGGCUGAUGGACUUCUUUAUCAUGACCACUCCAUUAUUAUAAGGGACCAGGCCAUAAUUAUUGUUGACCCUUGCUUUUUUUGGUAUUUUAUGUAAUUUUCCACAGCAUUAUUUUGUGAAAAGUUGGUAACUGAAUUGCUCUUGAGGAAUUCAUGAUCGUAAGAUCAUGACGUAACCACGGGGUAUUCGCCUGAUUGCAUCAAACAAAUUACUUUCAUUUUCAUAAAUGAUGCAUCAUUGGUUGGCUAGAAGAGGCCUUUUUCCUGUAAAUUUCAGCUCUUCUGAAGUUAGUUUGUUUGUAAAUUGUAACGUACGCGACGACCUCCCUUUUUUUGAAAGAGCGUAUAGACCUACCAUAAACACUCUGCUCCAAGGCCUCUGAAGUGACUGAGCCACUUACAGGUGUCUAGGCAUGCAGGGACCUCAUACACUUCUUUUUAAAUGCAAAUGUGUAAAAAAUAAAGAGUGUUAAAAAUUCCUGGAGAGGCAUGUUUUACAACCUCAUCCCCGGGGCUUAAUAAAAAGGUAGAAAAAGGUAAAGCGACCAUAUUUUACGUCAAUAACUCGUGACAGUAAUAAUAAGUGAUAAACUUGAGGUCGACGGUGCGCACCUUUUACCCCCCUCUCUCCAUUAAUUCUCCGUUUUAAGGGUAUUUAAAGAUACUCUAAGCUACACAGUAAAAAGAGAAGUUGAAAUAAGGAUGUGUUGACGCCGGGGAUCGAAAUCGGGACCUCGCCAACCGAAGGCUGCGCACUAACCAAUUGUGCCACCCUUGCUCCUCCUUUUCCCCCUGAGGACGAGGUUGACAUGUUUUAAUCAUUAUCUCAAGGACAGGGUUACCAACGAAGCAAAUUAUGAUCUAAUCUUAGCUGCACAAUUACAAAGUGGGCGCGUUGUCAGUUACGGUUCAUGAGGUCGUUCAUGUGGCAUGUCAAACUUUAACGAUUCUAUCGUUUAGGAUGUGAUACAUUUCAGUUUUAUGUUAUUGUAUGACAUCUUUGAAAGCUGGCUUUGUGAUCUGUUUAAAUUGAUAUGUAAUGAUAUUAGCCGCACAGUCUGCACAGUGAACAUGGCCAUACUUACCAUGUGGAGACUGGGCACUAGUCAGUAUUAUGUACGUGUAAAACUAUUUUGAAUAGUGUAACAACAACAGUACUAAACAUUGCCAAAUUAAAAACUUAAAAAUUUGAAACAAAUGUUUUUUAGCCAAAUCAAACAAGGAGAGUACUCACCACAGGGCACCCAAUCUGCUAUUAUACGUGAAAGUUAAGCCCCCCCUUUAUCUGUAAUUAGGACCAUUUGUAAUGGGCACCCCCUCCAGUAUUAAUCGGUAGGUGCUAAGGAAGCUCUGUGCCAAAUUUGACACUUUUGUCACGUCUGUAACGAUCCGGCCUAUAUUUUGCACAAAGAGACCUGACUAUAAAGAUGUCCGACAAUGAGCGAUGGUUUUGCUUCGAGUUCUCGUUGUAUUUCUUAAGGUCCUCGUAAAAAAGGAGGUAAAACGACGCGGGCCUUAAUUACAUCCAGUAUCUUUUACUGCCAAAUGCAAAAAUUCCACGAAAGACGUUAAAGAAAUGACCAGAAUGAAACUGUGCGACUUUGCCAUUUCGCCCAGGGAUCGGCGGAUGAUCUUCUUACGAAGGAAGUCCACUAAACAGCUAAUGUGUGCCCUGUGUAUCUAGAAACCUCUUAUAUACUUCACCACUCUGAAUAAAUCUUUACAUGAUCUCAACUGUGUCCUUAAUAGAAGAAAACUGGUUUGAUCUGAAUGGUAUUUUGAAGUUAAAUUAUACUUAAAGCAUACUUUUACUAUACUUUUGUCUUGUAGUGAUUUCAAGAUCCGGACAAACCUUAAUUCUUAGAUCCUCAGAUCAGAAUGUGUCUUUCAGUUUCAAAGUAUACUUAAAGUACACUUUUCUUUCCAAAACUAUUUUUCACAAGCACUGAAGUUUGAAGAAGUAUACUUAAAGUAUACUGAAGUAUUUGAAGUAUAAAUGAAGUACAUUUGCCAAAUAUACUUCAUUUAUACUUUUUUUCAGGAAGUACAAACGAGGUAUACUUCAAAUGUACUUUUUUUUCUGAGAAGUACAUAUAAAGUAUACUUGAAGUAUACUUAAAGUAUACUUAAUUUCUAUAAGGGCUUCUUCACUUUAUUGUCAGUAUGUUUCAUGUCUAAUUUUUAAGUUGAAUUGAAUGUAUUGUGUUACAGAUGAGCCCCCUCGAUCACAAAGCAAGUUGACAUUGUUGUGGGGAUUGAUGGUGAAGCUUUGCUCUGGUCAACGUCCAAAGCUAUACAGUUAUCAAAACAGUCUUCCAAGAAUGUCUGUUCCAAGUCUUAGUGACACAUGUAAAGAACUGCUACGUUCUGUCAAACCAGUUUUGGAUGAUGAAGAGUAUCAAAAAAUGGAAGCACUUGCUAAGGUCAGGAUGACAAUAGCUUAAUUGGCUUCAGCUAUGUCAGUUAUGUCACUCUAUCUUUUCUUGUGUAUAUAUUCUGAAGGACUUUGAGUUCAGUAUUUUUGUAGCUGUCAAAAUAAUAACUGAAUUUUUCUUCCUCUCUGGUUUGGUUGUAUAGGGACAAUAAUCCUCCUUAAAUUUACACUGCAACAUUGCCCUAUUUGAUAGCUGUAAAUCACAAGACUAAAAAGACCUCUUUUCCCACUUGUUUGUAUUAUAGGACUUUGAAAGGAACCUUGGCCCAAAGCUUCAGUUUAUCUUGAAGCUGAAGUCUUGGUGGGCACCUAACUAUCACACAGAUUGGUGGGAAAAAUAUGUGUAUUGCAUGGGUCGGUUACCUCUGCCUAACAACAGUAACUACUACGUACUGUCUUGA
Molecule: messenger RNA, 13105 nt
Organism: Porites lobata
Lineage: Eukaryota; Metazoa; Cnidaria; Anthozoa; Scleractinia; Poritidae
Source: the annotation of a GenBank genome assembly